Messenger RNA from Gymnodraco acuticeps, 1259 nucleotides. RefSeq lists its product as uncharacterized. The transcript is spliced from 2 exons. NCBI's taxonomy places the organism in Eukaryota, Metazoa, Chordata, Actinopteri, Perciformes, Bathydraconidae. The record is from RefSeq and is a predicted model, not a curated record. Bases 307 to 1236 code for a protein of 309 amino acids.
CCAAAUAUAACAUAUUAUGGAGAUCACAAAAAUACACUGUCAAUGUUAAUAAACAAAAAACAAGGCAAUGUGCCUGUAAGACUUCAAUCAGGUGAACAAAACAUAUUACCCGUGCGCAGCAGCUAACCUGCCUGCGAGCCUUCGCUCAGGUCACAAUUACCCAGGCGCAGCUGAAGCCCGCGAAAAUGGCAUAUAUAGCUUGGUUUCACGUGACGUCACACCGUUGCGUUCCUUUGGCGCGAAAUUCCAUUGGAGGUCAGGAAGUAAUUUUCUACAGAGGAUCUAGCUGCUGUUACCAUUGUGAAAAUGCCGGUGUGUUGUGUAGUUUACGGUUGUUCCAAUCGAUCCGGCCGAGAGAAAAACAAGAGGUUUUACCGAGUUCCGAAGGUUGUCGUCCAUAAAGCUGAGCAAUUUAAGAAGCUAACCGAAGAAGGCCGGAAAAAAUGGCUUUCAAACCUACAUCUGCGGUCGGGAGGAGCAGAGUCGUCUAAUGCACGGGUCUGCAGCGACCACUUCAUCAGAGAUGCAGGAUGCCAGACUGAUUUAACGAUGGAGGACAUCGAGAGGAUGGAGGAUGUUCUGAGACAGAACACAACAGAGCUGGGAGAUCUUCGGACAAAGGCACUGGACACAAAGUUCAACCAGGAGUCCUUUGAGAACAACGAAGAGAAAACAAAGUUUUACACCGGGCUCCCCAACUUCUUAGUUUUACUUCAGGUUUUUCAACUGUGCGAGCCCUACAUCACCUGUGGCCCUAUGUCUCCAUUUGAACAGUUCAUUUUAGUUUUGCUGAGGCUGAGACUAAAUCUCCCUCUGAAAGAUUUGGCUUUCAGGUUCAACAUCUCUCUCUCCACUGCUUCUAGAAUUUGGCAUAAGUUAAUUGACAUACUUCACGAGAGUACAGAAUUUAUAAUUGAGUGGCCAGAGCGACAUGUACUUCAAGCUACAAUGCCAAUGGGAUUCAGACUCAGACGAAUGAUGCCUGCAUUCACCAGGGGGAAAAGUCAGCUGUCAGCAUACGAGGUGGAAGAGACGAGAAAAAUAGCUAAUGUGCGUAUUCAUGUUGAAAGAGUCAUAGGAUUAGUCAGAAGAAAAUAUCAGAUUCUGCAAAGCAGGGCUGUGCCCAUAGAGCACAUGCUAACAAAACCAGGUGAGGCACUAGCAUUAAUUGACAAGAUUGGGGUUAUUUGCUGUGCCUUGUCUAAUCUGUCAGUGUCUGUCGUCCCAUUGGAGUAAAGUCAUGGAGCUGUAGUCUUGUA